Messenger RNA from Bacidia gigantensis, 1095 nucleotides. RefSeq lists its product as uncharacterized. Gene Ontology annotation, molecular function: ATP hydrolysis activity; ATP binding. The transcript has 2 exons. The record is from RefSeq and is a predicted model, not a curated record. Bases 1 to 1095 code for a protein of 364 amino acids. Lineage: Eukaryota; Fungi; Ascomycota; Lecanoromycetes; Lecanorales; Ramalinaceae.
AUGGGCACACACGGUGACCACCAGCCUCCAUCAAAGAGACCUCGCCGAGAAAGCGCUCGCAUGCAGAAUGCCAAUGCCAUUCUGGCUCGAGAUGAGGAGAAUCCGCUGCAACCUUACAUUCUCCAUUUUGACGAUAUCGGUCUCCUCGAUCCCCACAAUCUUCACGACAUAAUCCUCGAGUUGAGCGAACCUUUCCAGCAAUCCACAAUCUGGCUUAUCUUCUGUGAGAACGCGGGGUUCAAAAGCAAGAUAUCGGAAAUCUACGCCCAGUGGCGGCCCGUGAGUCUCCGCCCAAAUAUUAAAACCAUCGAGCUGAACAAGACUCCCCAGAUCCGUGGCCUUACCAUCGACGACAUUGAGACUUGUAGAGACUCGACUUACAAGAACAAUACCGUACACUACCGCUGGUAUUUCAUGCCCUCCCGACUCAAUGGACGAUGGUUGGCUGACAUCAACGUAAAGGGGAGCCCAUGCAAUCUACAGCCGGGCCACCAUGACGUACUUCAAGCUCAUGCGAGAGGCCAAAGGCCGAGGCUUAAUCUUCUUGAGCAUGGAAGCUGCCAAAAAGGUCCUGGACUACAUACCUUCCUGGAGAUGUGGCAGGAAUCAAUCAAAAUGAUAGAGGAAGGGAAUCUUCAUGAGACAUCAACUCUACAGGAUUCUGGGACGAUGGCACCGGAGGCUUCCGGCCGGGACUUAAAAAAGUCACCACUUGCCCCGGCAAUCCACCUUCCUUUGGAGAAAGUUGAGCCCUCGAAAACCAAUCAGCAACUCGAUGACAUAAUCUCCUCACUGAAAAUGGUACCAAGCAACGUCACACCAGCACUCAAAGACGUGUUUGGCUUGGAUCACCUCAAGAAGACUCUUCUAGUGACUAUUCAAACUAUUCAAGGUCGUCAACGUCAUCCACACUUAUCCCCACCAAGAGGCUUAAAUGGCUUUUUAAUCUUCGGACCACCUGGGAUUGGCAAGUCAGUCCUCAUUGCCGCCCUAGCGAAAGAGGUCUCUUGGAGCUUCUAUCAAAUCAACUCUGGGAGCGACGCCCCAAAAUUCGCGGGCAAGACAGAGAAGUUAGCAUUCCCACUUGUAUUAUAG